This is a messenger RNA of Anoplophora glabripennis (Asian longhorned beetle), 851 nucleotides long. RefSeq lists its product as uncharacterized. The record is from RefSeq and is a predicted model, not a curated record. The transcript is spliced from 2 exons. NCBI's taxonomy places the organism in Eukaryota, Metazoa, Arthropoda, Insecta, Coleoptera, Cerambycidae. Bases 166 to 783 code for a protein of 205 amino acids.
GAGCCGCCGAUUUACCGCGAUCGGUGAUCAACCUCGACAGGAGUUUGUACCACACUGUCACCGCCGGGCCCUGAAGUCCAAUAAUAAAUAUAUCUGAUUUGUCCAAUAAAUAAAUAACAAGAACUAGAAAAAAUAUUUCAGGGGAACUGGAAUUUGUCAUAUGUGAUGUUGAGAUCCCUUAAUCCUAGAUUCUUGAGGAACCUAACAAAGUACUUUCGAAAGAGAAACAUUAACGCAACAAUAUAUCACACGAAACCCUUUAUUUUGGCAAGAGCUAAAGUACUGAUAGGCUCCCAACUGUGCUGUGUUGCCCUUAAAAGUGAAGAAAGGACUAAAAUUAACGUGGAAGAUGGCCUAAGAGAAGCCUGCGCAGAAGGAGACGUAGCCAUCGUUGUGCUGAUGGAUACACUUAAGGACUUUGUUUUAGUUGUAUGUCAAGAGUACCGUAGCUGCCUCACGAAGCAAAUUGAGAUUACAGAAACUGCCUCAAAAAUUGGACCUCUCUCGGAGUUUUGGGAUGAACUCCCGCCCUACAGAACACUGGCAGCUGAGUUAAGUAAGGAACUAGACGAUUAUAUGAGCGUAUUUAACACCAUAGGGCAAAUGAUGACCGAUGAUUCCUUGGUGUCUUUUGUGACAGGAACGACAGACAAAUUAGACUUAGUCGCUACAAAAUACCAGGAGUUAAACACUUUACUACAGAAAGAGUUUGAGCAGAAUAGGGAAAUAGAAUUGGAACUGUUGAGAAUUAACCGUAAUUCCAUUUUAAACAGUGUGAAUUAAGACCGAUGUAAUAGAAUUUGCAAAUAAAUUAGUGAUUUAAAGAACAAAACAAAUUUUAUUACUUUUUA